Messenger RNA from Topomyia yanbarensis, 1300 nucleotides. RefSeq names its product lipase member H-like. The record is from RefSeq and is a predicted model, not a curated record. NCBI's taxonomy places the organism in Eukaryota, Metazoa, Arthropoda, Insecta, Diptera, Culicidae. The transcript is spliced from 3 exons. Gene Ontology annotation, molecular function: lipase activity. The coding region runs from base 200 to 1234 and encodes 344 amino acids.
GUUAGCCUUUCCAUAUGCUUCAUCUAUAACGUCAACCGUAGACAAAUUAUCGACUGUUUCCAAUUGUUUCAAUCGAACAGCCGAAACCGACAUCCAGCUGUUUGUAUUUGAUCAACUGUGUUCGUCAAAUCGCACAUUACCCCGAAUAGAAUGCGCCUAGCCAAUUUUGCUCAUUCGUUUCCAGUCUUUCAUCGCUACCAUGUGGCCGCAGUUUUUAGUACUAGCACUGUUUCUGUCGCUUCCGCUUGAGGGUCAUCCGGCCAAGCUGAAGAUCAGCCUGGCAGAUAAGUCGGAAGAUGACCUGGUGGCUCUCAUGCACGACAUCUCCAAGCUGCUGGGCGUCAGCAAUGGUUCUUCACCUGGGCCGAUCGACAAAGAGGUGACUUUUAGCUGCAAAAACCGAACGAGUGGCACUUUCCAUCGAGUACUGCUGAAUGAUGCCAAAGUUUACCGGAAGAUUGAUUUCAAGAAACCCAUCGCCUUCAUUAUCCACGGGUGGAACAGUACGGUGAAGCAACCGCAGUUUCUGGACAUGGCACGGAACUACAGUCGUUUCGUCGACAGCAACGUGUGCCUACUGGAUUGGUCUAAUUUGUCUAGCUAUGAUUACGAAAUUGCGGCAAGGCACAGCCUUAAAAUGGUGGUGGCGUACUUCUCACGGUUUCUGCGUUUUCUUAACCUCAAUGGGAUGAGUUACGAUAGGGUUACGUUGAUUGGGCACAGUUUAGGAGCGCAAAUUAGUGGAUUUGUUGGAAAGAAUUUCAACGGAUCGAUUGGGCAGAUAUUUGCUCUAGAUCCUGCCGGUGUUCUGUUCACGCUGCCGGAUGAUGUUGGCGAGAAGAACCGGUUGGCGCCAACGGAUGCAAGGUACGUGCAAGCUAUUUACACUUCAAGAGGUGACCUGUCGAUGGAUGUUAGCGCAGGACAGCAAAAUUUCUGGGUGAAUGAUAACGGUGCACAUCCUCAGCCGGGAUGUAAGGAUGUUGGUAAGGGCAAAGGAAUGUUGACGCAGUAUUUCGAAUCGCUCGUGUGUAGUCAUAGGAUGGCUAUCGUGUACUUUACUGCAGCGAUUGAUCCUGCCGUGAGCUUCACGAUGAAACGCUGUUCAGCCUAUUGGAUGUACAACACUGGACUGUGUUACUUUGGCAAGAAGGAUGUUCUUGGUAUCCACGCCAAAAGGAUCACUGGAGAUUUCUAUGGAAGUAUUGUUCUACCGUAUCCAUAUAGAUCCUAGGAUAUAUAAAAAUUCUUUAAUAUUGUACAAAUGUUUAAUAAUUCAAUAAAGAGAGAAAAAAUAAGU